AUGGACACCAUCAUCGACCUCAGCGACGCCUCCAAGGCGCUCGACCUCGCCAACAUCCGCUUCCAGCUUAUCCGGCUCGAGGACACCAUCACCUUCCACCUCAUCGAGCGCGUGCAGUUCCCGCUCAACGCCACCAUCUACAAGCCCGGCGCCGUCAAGCUCGCCGGCGUCGACUCGAGCGAGCUCUCCUUUAUGGACUGGUACCUGCGCGAGCAGGAGAAGCUCCAGUCGCUGAUCCGCCGCUUCGAGGCCCCCGACGAGUACCCCUUCUUCCCGGACGCCCUGCAGCAGCCCAUCCUCAAGCCCCUCAACUACCCGCGCAUCCUGCACGCCAACGACGUCAACGUCAACGACCAGAUCAAGCACUUCUACACCGAGAAAUUCCUGCCCGCCGUGUGCCCGGACUUUGGCCGCCCGGACCGCGGCGAGAGCGAGGAGAACUACGGCAGCUCCGCCACCUGCGACAUUGCCUGCCUCCAGGCCCUCUCGCGCCGCAUCCACUUUGGCAAGUUUGUCGCCGAGAGCAAGUUUCAGAGCGACCCGGAGCUGUACACGCGGCUCAUCCGGGCCGGCGACCGCGACGGCAUCGGCGAGUCCAUCACCAACGCCGCCGUCGAGCAGCAGGUCCUCGCCCGCCUGGCGCUCAAGGCCCGGACGUACGGCACCGACCCCUCGGCGGCGAGCGGGAGCGCCGAGGAGAACGGAAAGAUCAAUGUCGAGGCCGUCGUGUCCAUGUACAGGGAUUUUGUCAUCCCGUUGACAAAAGUCGUCGAGGUGGACUACCUGAUGCGGCGGCUAAACUGA
This is a messenger RNA of Microdochium trichocladiopsis, 804 nucleotides long. Its product is annotated as chorismate mutase. Bases 1 to 804 code for a protein of 267 amino acids. The transcript has a single exon. Gene Ontology annotation, molecular function: chorismate mutase activity. The record is from RefSeq and is a predicted model, not a curated record. Gene Ontology annotation, biological process: chorismate metabolic process; aromatic amino acid biosynthetic process. NCBI's taxonomy places the organism in Eukaryota, Fungi, Ascomycota, Sordariomycetes, Xylariales, Microdochiaceae. Gene Ontology annotation, cellular component: cytoplasm.